AUGGCACGAAUUUUCAUCACAGGAUCUUCCGACGGACUGGGUGCCGUUGCCGCCCGCACGCUUCUCAAGAAAGGCCACCAGGUCGUCAUUCACGCUCGCAACGCCCAGCGGGCCGAAGAGGCCAAGUUGGCCGUUCCGGACGCCGAGACCGUCCUGGUCGGUGACCUGUCCAAAGUCGACGAGGUGAAGAGACUGGCCGCAGACGCCAACAAGCUGGGAACGUUUGAUGUCAUCAUUCACAAUGCCGGUUUCUACCGCGGUCCGUACCAAAAGACGGACUUGGGCCUGCCUACCUUGUACGCGGUCAACGUAUUUGCGCCGUAUCUUUUGACUGCCUUGAUCAACAGGCCGAAGACACUCAUCUACAUCUCUUCCGGCCUGCACAAGAGCGGCGACUCCAGCUUCACCGACCCGACCUGGCGCGAGCGCGGAGAACAAGGGUGGAACGACGAUCAGGCGUACUGCGACUCGAAACUGCACAUCACCACCUUUGCAAACGCGAUUGCUCGUCUCUGGCCGGAUGUGAAGAGCAACUCGGUUGAUCCCGGCUGGGUGCCGACGAAGAUGGGCGGACAGAGUGCGACGGGCAAAGCGGAGGACGGGGUCGCAAGUUACGUUCUGUUGGCGGAGGGAACCGGCGCGGGUGAUGUCACUGGGAAGUACUUCAAGCCUCCUGGGCAGGAAGACGACUCAGUACCGUUCACGAGUGAUGAGAAGAGGCAAGACGAGUUAUUGAAGCUUCUAGAGCAGGAGACUGGCGUCAUGCUACCUGUAGCAUAG
Molecule: messenger RNA, 780 nt
Organism: Colletotrichum graminicola M1.001
Lineage: Eukaryota; Fungi; Ascomycota; Sordariomycetes; Glomerellales; Glomerellaceae
Product: short chain dehydrogenase
Exons: 1
Coding region: 1-780 (259 amino acids)
Source: RefSeq, a predicted model, not a curated record